AUUUUUUAUCUCUUUCUUUUUAUUUUGUGGAACCAGCGGUACACAAUUUACUUCGCCUUGUGCAAUUGGUUUAGUUCGUCUAAAUAUGCCACGUGAAAUUAAAGAGGUCAAGGACUUUUUGAAUAAAGCACGGCGUUCCGAUGCGCGUGCAGUUAAAAUCAAGAAGAAUCCGGCCAACACCAAAUUCAAGAUUCGUUGUUCUAGAUUUCUUUACACCCUUGUCGUUCAGGAUAAGGAAAAGGCUGAUAAAAUAAAACAGUCUUUGCCACCAGGAUUGCAAGUGAAGGAAGUGAAGUAAAUUACCUUCAAUUAUUGCAUACCGUGUCACCGUACAUAUUAUAAUUCACGGUUUUAAGAGGGUGUCUAAUAUUUGUAUUUAAUUUAAAAUUGAAUAAAUAAAUUUCGCCUGACAAAACUGGGAAAUACUUAAA
Messenger RNA from Drosophila serrata, 431 nucleotides. It is a transcript of the gene RpL38, whose product is annotated as ribosomal protein L38. Gene Ontology annotation, cellular component: cytosolic large ribosomal subunit; ribosome. Lineage: Eukaryota; Metazoa; Arthropoda; Insecta; Diptera; Drosophilidae. Gene Ontology annotation, biological process: protein-RNA complex assembly; translation. The record is from RefSeq and is a predicted model, not a curated record. Gene Ontology annotation, molecular function: structural constituent of ribosome.